This is a messenger RNA of Dicrocoelium dendriticum, 240 nucleotides long. NCBI's taxonomy places the organism in Eukaryota, Metazoa, Platyhelminthes, Trematoda, Plagiorchiida, Dicrocoeliidae. The record is from the annotation of a GenBank genome assembly.
AUGUGUGACGGAGAUUUCAAAGAAUACAGCACACUAACGGACUGGUAUAAAGAGACGCUUCUGUUCAAUGCGCUCUGUAAAAUGAAACCGUUUGAAGGAGCAAGCAUGCGGUCCGCAUUUUUCAGAUGGAGAAACAACGUUCGAAGGCGCACGUACGAAAGGCAGCGGCAAAAACUGAAGGCACGUUUUAUCUUUGCCAAUCCACUUUACUUCAAUCUGACCAUCCAAGCGUUGGGGUGA